AACAUGUUUAACGUGAUGUGGCCUCCUCCUCUUUUGAUCGUCUCUAUAAAAAUGGCCACCGAAAAUGGAUCUUCAAAUCAUCGUUUUAGUCACCUCAUGACAAAGAUGGAUCUUUACAUAUUCGCCAUUCUCCUUUUUACUCUUUUUGCUGGAGGACACUCGCUCAAGUGUUAUCAGUGUGCAAAUGGGACGAGUUCUUGUGUAGGUGCAGAGACGAAGUGUUCCGCUCUAUUUACUGCGUGUGCAAGUGCAACAGUGGUUGCAUCUGCUGGCAACAAUGUGGUUAUCUCUAAGGUUAAGAGUUGUAAUUCGCCACUGAGCUGUGGAAAUGGAUCUAUUAAUUUUGGCAUUGCAAGAGCAACGGUAUCUAUGCAGUGUUGUACCACAGACCUCUGUAACACCCAAGAUGUCCCAGCUUCCAACACAACCGACGUCAAUGGAAAACAAUGUUACUACUGUGAUGCGAACAGUUGCUCAAACAAAUUAAAAUGUUUAGGAACUGAAGACUACUGCAUUAAAGCAAAAGCAAACAUUGACCCUCUGCCAGGGACUGUAAAAGGAUGCGUCUCUAAAUCUAUCUGCGAUAUUACAUCACUGGUGCCGGAUGGUUACGUGGACAUCUCAUGUUGUCAGGGGGACCUGUGUAACAGCGCUAAAAGCAUCACUCUGAACCUCCUCCUCCUCUCAUGGCCGUUCUUCUUCUACACACUGUUCCACUAAAUUUAGCAGAACUUCACACUCUACAGUCAAAUGCUUUUGAUUUUAUGGUUGGGCUAGUAAAACGAAGUAGGGCAAGUUUUAUGUUUAAACAUAAAACAGCUCAUCACCGCAACAACCGAGUGUGACAUGUUUUGAAAUAAAAUACUCGUUUUCAUUGUAUUUUCUUUGGUGAUAUUCUUUUAAGGAAACAGAUAAUCUGGAAACAAAUGGAAAACAAAUGAAAUAAAAUCAUGGGCUAAAUCAGAGUUUGUUUUUAU
Triplophysa rosa is the source of this 977-nucleotide messenger RNA. Its product is annotated as urokinase plasminogen activator surface receptor-like. Lineage: Eukaryota; Metazoa; Chordata; Actinopteri; Cypriniformes; Nemacheilidae. The record is from RefSeq and is a predicted model, not a curated record. The coding region runs from base 4 to 720 and encodes 238 amino acids. The transcript has 6 exons.